Molecule: messenger RNA, 1896 nt
Organism: Penicillium canescens
Lineage: Eukaryota; Fungi; Ascomycota; Eurotiomycetes; Eurotiales; Aspergillaceae
Exons: 5
Coding region: 1-1896 (631 amino acids)
Biological process (GO): transmembrane transport
Cellular component (GO): membrane
Molecular function (GO): myo-inositol:proton symporter activity
Source: RefSeq, a predicted model, not a curated record
AUGGAGAAAGAGAGCAUCAGCCAGGUGGGCAGCGACCAGCGCUCUAGCAACGAUGAAAACAGUGCCGAGAAAGGAUACGUCCAGCAAGUCGACCUUCACAACAAUGUGUCCGCCAAAAUCAAGAACCCACUGGCCGACUUGACCAAAAGCCAAGUCCUACGCGACGUCGAGGAGUUUGCCCAGGAGUUCAACGUGACGGACAUUCUACCAGAACUACAAAAAGGAGCUCUGGUAGCCCGUUCUCCCACUGAGUUCGAGUCAGUACCAGACUUGACCGAGACCGAGCUGACCGCACUGCGUGACGAAACCCUUCACAAGUGGCGCCAGCCCAGGGCCCUCUACUUCACCAUCAUUCUCUGCUCUGUUGGAGCAGCAGUGCAAGGCUGGGACCAGACUGGCUCUAACGGCGCAAAUCUGUCAUUCCCCGAUGCAUUUGGUAUACCCGAAACAGACAACCCUAACGCCUAUCGAAACCAAUGGAUUGUCGGCGUCGUCAAUGCUGCUCCUUAUAUUGCCAGUGCUGUGCUCGGCUGCUGGCUCUCUGAUCCUUGCAAUCGCAUUCUUGGCCGCCGUGGAACAAUCUUCAUCUCUUCCAUCUUUUGUGUCCUUGCACCCAUUGGCUCAGCAGUAACCCAAACCUGGGAACAACUCUUCGCGACUCGUCUGCUUCUCGGUCUUGGAAUGGGACUGAAGGCGUCAACAAUCCCAAUCUUUUGCGCCGAGAAUACACCAGCUGUUAUCCGCGGCGGUCUAGUGAUGUCCUGGCAGCUCUGGACAGCAUUUGGUAUCUUCCUCGGAUUCAGCGCAAACCUUGCGGUUAAAGAUACAGGUGCUCUCUCAUGGCGUCUGCAGCUGGGCUCGGCCUUUAUUCCCGCUAUCCCCCUCCUCAUCGGUGUUUUCUUCUGCCCUGAGUCACCUCGCUGGUAUAUUCGACGUGGCGAAAUGGACAAGGCGUACCGAUCUCUCUGCCGUCUCCGUAAUACACCCCUGCAGGCUGCUCGUGAUCUUUACUACAUCCACGCCCAGAUCAAGAUUGAAAUGGGAUUGAUUGGCGAGAGCAACUAUGUCAAGCGCUUCAUCGAGCUUUUCACUAUUCCCCGUGUUCGCCGUGCAACUCUUGCUUCUUUUACUGUUAUGAUCGCCCAGCAGAUGUGUGGUAUUAACAUUGUGGCCUUUUAUUCAUCCACUGUCUUCUCCAAUGCCGGUGCAAAUGACACCCAGGCUCUCUUUGCUUCCUGGGGCUUCGGCUUGGUCAACUUCUUAUUUGCUUUCCCCGCCAUCUGGACGAUCGACACUUAUGGCCGUCGGACUCUGUUGCUAUUCACCUUCCCGCAGAUGACAUGGACACUGCUUGGUGCUGCAUUUUGCUUCUGGGUCCCCGAUGGAAAGGCCCAUUUGGCGUCUAUUGCGUUCUUCGUUUUCUUGUUUGCUGCAUUUUACUCGCCUGGUGAAGGGCCUGUGCCUUUUACGUAUUCGGCCGAGGUCUUUCCCCUCUCUCAUCGUGAGGUCGGCAUGUCUUGGGCUGUGGCAACCUGUCUAGGAUGGGCAGCUGUGCUAUCUAUCACAUUCCCUCCUAUGCUUAACACAAUGACAGCUACCGGCGCAUUUGGCUUCUAUGCUGGUCUAAAUGUAACUGCUCUCAUCAUGAUCUUCCUCUGGGUCCCCGAGACAAAGCAGCGCACCCUUGAAGAGCUCGAUUACAUCUUUGCCGUUCCUACGCGCGUUCAUAUGAAGUACCAGGUUACCAAGGCGCUUCCUUACUGGUUCAAGCGCUAUAUUUUCCGCAGGAAUGUUGUGCUGGAACCUCUUUAUAAGUUUGAUACCAUUGCCAGUGGUGACGAGGUCAUUAAGGGAGUGCAGACGACUAGUGUCGUAUCUGAACAUGAGAAGUCGUAA